Molecule: messenger RNA, 273 nt
Organism: Staurois parvus
Lineage: Eukaryota; Metazoa; Chordata; Amphibia; Anura; Ranidae
Source: the annotation of a GenBank genome assembly
UACUGUGUGAGCUGUGAUUUGUCACAGCUUGUCACAUGGUACAAGGCUGUUGUGAAUAGCCUUGUACCAUUAAGCAAUGAUGUCAGAAGUGAUGUUUGCAUGUGAUCACAUGAUUGGGACCUCGCACAGAGGUUCCGUCCGAUGAUCGGUGUUUCACUGUGUCCGGAGGACACAGCGGGCACCGGAUCGCGGUGUUGUGCACUCCCAGGGAGCGCACACAAGCAGGGUGCGGGGAGGCCGUUUAUAAAUGGCCACCCGACCCUGCACUGCCAC